AGACAGCACUCAGCAUCUUUCUUCCCAAACUUCCUUUCUUGCCAAACUUUCUCCAAUAAAAAGUUAUUUGUUAGACAAACCUAAUAUUUGAUGAGCAAAUCCCACCAACAACACCACUCUUUCUCAUUACACUGUAAACAGUUUAAACCUAAUUUAAACCUUCUUCUUUCCUCAUCUCUUCCCACAACUCCCAUACCAUUUUCUUUCUUCAUUUAAGGAUGCCGAUAAGGUUUUGCUCUCCUCGAUUCCUUGUUUUCGUCUUCCUCAUAUCGGCAAUCCCCAUCGCUUACAUCAUCUCCGAGGAACGUGCCGUGCCUACCACCCACGUUUUCCACUACCAUAGCGCCGGCUUUUUCCGGGAGUGCGCCAAGUGGGACGACCAAGGCCGGCGCUUCCUCGUCAGUUUCUUGGAAGGCGGCGUCGGUGAAAUCCGGGUUCCCGACGAUUACGCACCGGGACCGGGGGCUGUCGUGUUGAAAGAGGUCACCCUGGUCAAAGAUUUUGACUUGGCCGGAAAUUCUUCCCUCGGAAUCGCCGUCGACAGGCUCAGAAACCGGCUGCUUGUGGUUGUCGCCGACUUGCUCGGCAACCGAUACAGCGGUCUCGCGGCUUAUGAUUUGUCAUCGUGGAAGCGGCUAUUUCUAACCCGGCUCAGUGGCCCUAGCGAUGAAAAAUCCUUCGCCGAUGACGUCGCAAUAGAUGCCGGUGGUAAUGCGUAUGUCACCGAUGCUAAAGCCAGCAAAAUCUGGAAAGUCGGUGCCGAUGGCGAGUUCUUGUCUAUCAUAAGAAACCCACUCUUCACUCCAAAACAGUGGUACAAAACCUUGGUCGCAUUGAACGGAAUCGUUUACCACCCCGACGGUUAUUUGAUCGUGAUCCACACUUUCAGUGGUAAUUUGUUUAAGAUCGAUCUGGCCAAGGGAUAUGAAGUGAAGUUGAUCGAGGUUGUUGGAGGCUCAUUAGUCUUCGGUGAUGGUCUAGAUCUACUAUCUCCGACAAAGCUCGUCGUCGCCGGGAACCCUUCGGGGAGAUUGGUGGAGAGCUCUGACGGAUGGGAGACGGCUUCCGUGGUGGCGAAGUUUAAGGGGCCCAUCCAUCGGUUGUCAACGGCGGCGACGGUGAAGGAUGGGAAGGUUUAUCUCAACCAUUUGGUUGGGAUGGGGUACCCCAAGAAAACACAUGCCCUUGUUGAGGCAGUUUUCUGAAAGUUGAAAAAAAAGGGGAAUAAUGGGAUUCGUAAAUGAAGUUGCAGUUAAGAGUAUGUGGACCUACUGAAUGUAAAACUCCGAAACCCUAAGUUCGAAAUGCCAUGCCUUUGUUUCUCCAAAAAAAAAUUCUUGGAAUUUCAGAAUGGGUUAAUUUUUAAA
Gossypium raimondii (Peruvian cotton) is the source of this 1367-nucleotide messenger RNA. RefSeq lists its product as uncharacterized. Gene Ontology annotation, cellular component: endoplasmic reticulum. The record is from RefSeq and is a predicted model, not a curated record. Lineage: Eukaryota; Viridiplantae; Streptophyta; Magnoliopsida; Malvales; Malvaceae. Bases 219 to 1205 code for a protein of 328 amino acids. The transcript is spliced from 2 exons.